GUUCCGCUUCUCACAGACGCGAGCGAGCGAUGAUUGAUCUGAGUCGUGCUUGGCUAGAUUUUGCACUCUGUCCGGAGCUGGUGGUGGUUACAGGGGGCUGGCAGUGGUAGAGUGUGGUGGGCGUGCAGGCAUGUUUACUGUUCGCAGUGGGUCUCUUUUCUCAUGUCCGUGUCGCUGAGCUCUCCGCGUUCUGUCGCUCUCGCCCACACCGUCCUCUACCACUGCUGCCCCUGCCUCACUGUCCACCCGGAGAAACGGGGCGCGUGCUGGAAGUGUUACAGACCCGAAGAAAUCCCUGUAGAAGCUAAAGCUGAAAUGGGUCGCAAGGAGGCUGAUUAUGACUGGAAGAAGAGCACUGACAACAUCCAAGAUGUGUUCGACUUCAUGGAAGUGUUGGGCUCGGGAGCAUUCUCUGAGGUCUUCAUGGUGAAGGAGAGAAAAACAGGCAAGCUUUUUGCCAUGAAGUGUGUAAAGAAGAAGAACAAAAGGGACAUUAACUUGGAGAACGAGAUUGCUGUGUUAAGGAGGAUCAAACAUGAGAAUGUUGUGGGGUUGGAGGAUUUCUAUGAAAGCCGAACCCAUUACUACCUUGUAAUGCAGCUUGUUUCAGGUGGUGAACUGUUCGACCGGAUUUUGGACCGGGGCAUGUACUCAGAGAUGGAUGCUAGCCUGGUGAUCAGACAAGUCCUGGAAGCAGUGAAUUACUUGCACAAGAGUGGCAUAGUUCACCGUGACCUCAAGCCCGAGAACUUGCUGUACUACAGUCAAGAUGAAAACUCCAAGAUAAUGAUCAGCGACUUUGGUCUAUCCAAGAUGGAGGACAAUGGCAUCAUGUCCACUGCAUGUGGUACUCCAGGCUACGUGGCUCCUGAAGUGUUGGCUCAGAAACCCUACAGCAAAGCAGUAGACUGCUGGUCUAUUGGAGUCAUCACUUACAUCCUCCUCUGUGGAUAUCCCCCUUUCUAUGAAGACACUGAGACUCGUCUUUUCUCUAAGAUUAUGAAAGCACAGUAUGAAUUUGACUCGCCUUUCUGGGAUGACAUCUCAGAGUCUGCGAAGGAUUUUAUCCGCAACAUGAUGCAGAAGAAUCCUAAACUGCGCUACACAACAGAUCAAGCCCUGAGACAUCCUUGGAUCAUUGGAAAGACUGCCCGGAGCCAGGACAUCUACCAGUCCGUCAGUGUGCAGAUCCAGAAGAACUUUGCCAAGUCCAAGUGGAAGCAAGCCUUCAAUGCUACAGUGGCCAUCAACCACAUGAAGAAGCUCCAGCUUGCUCAUUAUGAGGCCUCUGUCAAACAGAGCCAGGCUCUGACUCAACUGCCUGAUAUUACAGUCUCCUCCACAUCCAGCCCUGAAGCACUACGCAAGAGCUUGGUACCCGAGACUCCUGAGCCCAACAGCAACCUGCCCAUGCACCACAUGACAGUUCCAACUGUUCCCACGGACACAAAGUUUUUGUACCAGCCGCCCAAGGUCUGCCACAGGGAGACUGCCCAUGCCGGAACACUCACAGUGGCUGAGAAGGGCAAGCAUGUGUACCACUCCGAACCAGCUAAUCUAAAUGGGUAUGGAAAGAGAGGCACCAGCCGCAGUGGUGAGAAAUUUCAGACCGGUGUCUGCUCUGUAAUGUGACUGACCAUGGCAGCACUAUGAGGCGAAUUUAAUAGGUCUGUGACCUUUGUCAGCCACUGGCUGCUUGGUGCGGGCGCGUACUGCUCUGAGCUCUAGAGGGCUGUGAUCCUUGACACGACAGCUGACCUGUUGCCUGUUGACUGCACCAUUCUGACAAUACUGAGGAUCAGAGGAGUGCCUCCAUAUCUCUGCACACACACACACACACACACACACAUACACUUAUUAAUACUCAGUAUCAACAUUAAAUGCAACAAGGUGCUUAGUCAUCUCUUGAACAUUUGUGUUUUACUAUGAGCAGCCAGUUCCUCACAGCUGAUAUAACUGCAGCUCCCUGUAUUAUGUGUAUGAACGUUAUUCUGGUUUGUGUGCUUCAUAUUACCUUGAGAGUAUUGGUGACUUUAAAAGAUUUCCUCUUUAAUAUCCACUAGAGCCUGUGAUGGUGUGCAGUGUACAUGUUGCUAUAUUUUAUCUUAAAUGAAGCACCCUCUUGGCUUGUGCAGUCAUAUGUAAAGGUUUGGGCACCCCUGGUUAAAUGACAGUGUUUUGCACUGCACAUUUUGCUUCUGCACAAUUCUGAACAAAAUAAAACAUUAAAUGUGGCCUGUCCAAAAAUAUUGGCAUAUUUUAUGUUUUGUUUUAUUUUUUCCAAUAUGUUAAAUUUAGCAAAUAAAUAUACAAGUUAUGCACAAAAAAUUACCACAAAAUACUACAUUUGAUGGUGUUCCCUGUAGCGGGAACUCUUUUUCACAUAGAAAACCCACAAAACAUGCAAUUUGACUGGGGGUGUUCAAACUUUUGCAUUUGACAGUAUGUGUAAAGCACUCAGUACUAGGAAAAUCCAACUCAAGACUGCAAAAGGUUGGCAUUAUAUCAGAGAUUUAGGAAGACAAGUUGGAGGUUUUCUGUCUGUUAUUUUACUUUAGAGCCGAGGUUUAUUUUUGUAAUACAUAUAUAAAUAAUAUGCACAUGCACACGGCUGUAUUUUGUUUUACAAAAUGUAUAUUUAAAAAAACAUAUCCAGCACCUCUUACCCACCACAAUAAAAGAAUGUCUUUCCUUCUUUAAUGUACUGAUUUGCCAAUGCACCUGACACUCCUAAAGUGUGGGUUUGUUGUAAAUAAGUUUGUUAAUGAUCAUCUAUUAUCUUGUGUGAGAUUACUAUCAGUUAUGAAUAAGUGUCCUCUUUCUCGCAGACAGAGUUGUGUAGACUGCUCCAAUACAUGUGCAAAACAUACUGUAUACCCUUUACAAAUAAAGAAAAAAAUACAUUUCCAA
Messenger RNA from Pygocentrus nattereri (red-bellied piranha), 2910 nucleotides. Its product is annotated as calcium/calmodulin-dependent protein kinase type 1D-like. The transcript has 13 exons. Gene Ontology annotation, cellular component: intracellular anatomical structure. Gene Ontology annotation, molecular function: calcium/calmodulin-dependent protein kinase activity; ATP binding; calmodulin binding. NCBI's taxonomy places the organism in Eukaryota, Metazoa, Chordata, Actinopteri, Characiformes, Serrasalmidae. The coding region runs from base 163 to 1632 and encodes 489 amino acids. Gene Ontology annotation, biological process: peptidyl-serine phosphorylation. The record is from RefSeq and is a predicted model, not a curated record.